Messenger RNA from Glycine soja, 507 nucleotides. RefSeq lists its product as uncharacterized. Lineage: Eukaryota; Viridiplantae; Streptophyta; Magnoliopsida; Fabales; Fabaceae. The coding region runs from base 1 to 507 and encodes 168 amino acids. The record is from RefSeq and is a predicted model, not a curated record. The transcript has a single exon.
AUGGGAUUUCAUGAAAAAUGGAUUCUUUGGAUUAAGAGUUGUUUGCUUUCUAGAUUAGCAUCUAUGCUUGUGAAUGGUAGUCCAACUCAUGAAUUUGGAUUACAUAGAGGGUUUUGUCAAGGUGAACCAUUGGUGCCUUUUAUUUUUACCAUUGUUGGAGAAGGCCUUACCGGUAUGAUGAGAGAAGUGACUAGGAAAAACUUGUUCAAGGGUUUUCAGGUGGGAAAUGAUUUGGUGGAAGUCAACUUACUACAAUAUGCUGAUGACACUAUUAUUGUGGGGGAGAUAUCCUUGAACAAUGUAUUGGUCAUUAAGGCUAUGUUGAGAAAUUUUGAGUUGAUAUCCAUGUUGAAGGUCAACUUUUUCAAGACUAGGAUUGGUGGGAUUGGUGUAGGUGACGAGGUGUUAGAGAGGUUCUCGGAUAUUCUUAAUUGUCGAAUCAUGUCCUUCCUUUUCACAUACUUGGGUGUCCUCAUUGGAGAAAAUCCUAGGUGUGAGAAGACUUAA